Molecule: messenger RNA, 3951 nt
Organism: Saccharomyces paradoxus
Lineage: Eukaryota; Fungi; Ascomycota; Saccharomycetes; Saccharomycetales; Saccharomycetaceae
Gene: RSE1
Product: U2 snRNP complex subunit RSE1
Exons: 1
Coding region: 1-3951 (1316 amino acids)
Biological process (GO): mRNA splicing, via spliceosome
Cellular component (GO): nucleus; U2 snRNP
Molecular function (GO): U2 snRNA binding; protein binding
Source: RefSeq, a predicted model, not a curated record
AUGGUUGUUAGAGACAAUGAGCUAUACUUAUAUCAUCUCACGUUAAAGAAGCAGACGAAUUUCGUGCACUCUUGCGUCGGAAACUUCGUCGAUCUGGAAGCAGGGUCCAAACGUGAGCAGUCGCAAUUGUGCGUGGCCACUGAGACACAUUUAGAACUUUAUGAUACUGCAGAAGGGGAACUGAAGCUUAUUUCCAAAUUUCAAAAUCUGUUUGCGACGAUAACCUCGAUGAAGUCGCUAAACUUAUCGCAUUCUGGAUCUAGGGCGAAAACUUCUAAUUGGCCUACUUUUUUAGUGUUAACUUCUGAUUCUGGUAAUCUAAGUAUUGUGCAAAUCGUUAUGCAUGCAGGUGCAUUUAGACUUAAGACUUUGGUUAAUCAGCCGUUGACUAGGACCACCCUUCGAAGAGUGUCUCCCAUAUCGUACAUGGAAAUUGACCCAAAUGGGCGUUGUAUAAUUCUUUCAUCCGUAGAACAAAAUAAACUGUGUUUCCUCGUUGAUUAUGCCCAAAAGUUGAGAAUUUCGUCUCCAUUGGAAAUCAUUAGACCUCGUAUGGUAACACUGGAUAUGGCAGUUUUUGAUGUAAAUUUCAAUAAUCCAUGUUUCGUUACCUUAGAAAUUGACAACGCUGCUACUCAACUAUCAGUACAUUUGAUAUUUUAUAUCCUCGAGUUGGGUUUGAACCACAUAGUCAAAAAGGCUGAUUAUUCAGUUAAUCCCUCUGCUAACUUCCUACUGAGUUUGCCAGAUCUGUCGCGGUAUAAUAUAACAACUUCGCUCAGCGUCAACAACUAUGACGCUGACAAUGAUAUUCUUUUCAAUCCAUUUGUUGUCAUUGGCUUCGAAAAUCAUAUUCUGGUUAAGGAUAUGAACGGACUUUUCAGCUUGAAAGUGGAAAUACCUCAAAGAUCUACCAGAGAUAGCCGUCAGAGUAACGUAACGAUCAUUUCAGGCAUAGUACAGAAGUUGAAAAAUGAUUUUUUUGUACUUUUACAAUCCAACCAUGGCGAUCUUUUUAAAUUAACUGUAAGCCCAGACACUAAUGAUAGAAAUAGACCUAUAGUUCAAUUGUCCUAUUUUGAUACAAUCCAAAAUUCACACCAAUUGCACAUUUUCAAAAAUGGUUAUCUCUUUGCACUAUCUGAAAUGAACAACAACUUUCUUUUUCAGUUUGAAAAACUGGGUGUGGAGAAAAACGAUUUUCCUAAGGUUUUAACCUCAAGAGAUCCAAAUAAAUCACUAGUUUUCGAUCCAUCCGUCAACUUACAGAAUUUGAGUAUAUUAUCACAACAGUUAAAUUUGAAUCCUUCAAUUAAAUCUCAAAUAUUGAGUGAUUCACCGCUAUCUAUUGCAACUAAACAUUUCACAAGCAGCAAGAUGAUAACUUUAACAAAUGCUGUGGAUUACUCUAAUUUGAUAUCUACUAGUUUGCCACCAAAUGCAACAAAGUUGUGGCUAAUACCCGAUCCUGCAACGACGGGCGAUAACAAUACUCUUUUGUUCAUAACCUUUCCCAAGAAAACCAUGAUAUUACAAAUUGACAAUGAGUCCAUGGAGGAACUGACCCCUGACGAGGCAACACGUUCGGCUUUUAAGCUAUCUCAGGACACAACAAUCCAUACAUGCCUAAUGGGGUCACAUUCUAUUGUUCAAGUAUGCACUGCGGAAGUAAGGCAUAUCGUACCGAGUGGUAAAUCUAAAUACUCUAAUAAGCUGACUUGGGUGCCGCCAGCGGGGAUUCGUAUUGUAUGUGCCACAUCCUCGAAAACACAACUGAUCAUAUCAUUAUCAAAUUACGAAUUAGUCUAUUUUAAGAUAGAUAUCUCUUCGGAUUCAUUAAUCGAAUUGACCACCCAUCCAGAACUGGACGCAAUGCCCUGCAAACUUACAAUCGUGCAGGAUGCACAGCAUGCUGAUUUAUUGGCCAUUGCUGACAAUGAAGGCAUGAUCAAAAUAAUGUCUCUUAGAGACCAGAAGGAAGAUUUUUUAACUAUAAUAAGUUUACAACUGGUCAAUGAAAAAUUUUCUGAUAUGAUCAUGGUUAGAGAUCCCUCGUUAGGAUUACUUAAUCUGCACGUUGGUUUAGAAAACGGUGUUUACAUGAGAUUCAAUAUACGGGAUGUCGACGGAUCCUUUACUGACAUCAAAAAGCGAUUCCUUGGCUUGAAGCCUGUUGCACUUUCGUAUUUGCGUGGAAUAUCUAUGUCACUAAAUAAUAAUGAAGAAGAAGAAGAAGAAGAAGAAGAAGAAGAAGAAGAGGAAGAAAGAGAAGAAAAAGAGGAAGAUGAAGGUAGUACUGGAACUAAAUGGAUUUCAUGCGUAAUUUGUCAUUCUUCUUCUACAUGGGUGAGCUAUACAUGGAAAAACGUGUGGACCAUACGGCAACUGAAGGAUCAAAACAUGCUAAGUUGUUCCAAAUUUGUCAACGCAGAUGUAGCGAUUAAUGGUAUUUGCUCAAUAUCGAACACAGGACGCCUAAAUAUUGGCAAGAUUUUUAACUUUCCAACUUUAGAUAACUGGUUUCACGUUCAUGAAUCAAGUGUCGAGGAGCAAGGGAGCAGCAGAGAAGAUGAAACCGACGAAGAAGAUGAUGAUAAAAUAGAAGAAGAAAUGGAAACAUUACAAAAAUCUUCAUUUCAACCUCGCACCAUCUUAUCCUUUCCCAAUAAACCGAAAAACGUUAUAUUUAUUGACAAUCAUACUGACAAGCAGCAAUGCCGUAUAUCACUGCAAAUCGAUGGUGAAUGCUUAAAGUGCAGCAACUCGGAUUAUCUCUUCAAAACGCUCGAUGAUGUGCACUGCGUUUCCGCGGCUAUAAUGGAUUUCACACGGCAGACUGACCAUCUAAUAAUUUGUGCUGGUGACAAGAGGCUGCUGACAUAUCAAAUAUUAGUUGAUAAAGAUAAGUCAUCUUUUGAUAUUGGAUUACUUCACCAAACGGAAAUUAUUUCACCAAUAUAUACCAUGUUGAAGUUUAAAAAUUUCUUGCUGACCGCCAUAGACUCCACUAUUGUCCUUUACGGCUUGGGAAAAAAGCAGUUGUUAAGAAGAUCCGUAACGCAGACCCCAGUAUCCAUAACAAAAAUUGUAUCUAUGGACCAGUGGAAUUAUGAAAGAUUGGCUGUUGGCGAUAUACAUGAAUCUGUCACCCUAUUUAUCUGGGAUCCUGCGAGGAAUGUUUUUAUUCCAUUCGUCGAUGAUUCCGUAAAACGUCAUGUGACAGCCUUGAGAUUUUUAGAUGAGGCAACUGUUAUAGGUGCUGAUAAGUUCGGAAAUGCAUGGACUUUAAGGUGCCCACUAGAGUGCGAAAAGAUCAUAUCAAAUCAUGAUCCCAGUGAAUUAUCAGAUGGCACCAUCAAGUACCCGCUAGACCUCAUCAAUCUACAGCAAAAAUUACCCAAUACUUAUGACUGCAAGUUCAAGUUUCAACUGCUCAACCACUUCUUUGUUAAUGAUAUUAUCACAGAUUUCCAUAUCCUGGACAGCGUUUCAAAUUCGGAUAGACCUGGCUGUAUCUACAUGGGUUUACAAGGCAGCGUCGGCUGCUUCAUUCCAUUAUUAUCCAAAGGGAAUGUUUUGAUGAUGGCAAAGAUUGAGAAUAUAAUGGCCGAGGCGGAUAAUACGUUUUAUUUAGAGUAUGAAGCAAGAAGGAAGAAUAAUAAUAUGCGCAAGGAAGAUGAUGAAGAGGAAUCUGGUGCUGUUUUGCUACAUGGACGGCAUGAUAUAGACGACGAGACGAUAUGUGAAGGUUCCUAUUCGAUUGUAGGUAGAGAUCACCAAGAAUAUAGAAGCUAUUAUGUCCCUGUGCGUAAAGUUAUUGAUGGUGAUUUAUGCGAAAAUUUCUUGAGACUUUCCUUGAAUGAACAAGAAUUUUUAGCCAACAGUUUUAAGAAUGUCAAAGUCGAGGAUAUAAUCCAAAGGAUAAAUGAAGUUAGAACAAAUUACUUGUAA